AUGGGAGUGGAGGGAGGCCAUUUCACUCUCAAGUUUCAUACAAGGGAUUUGGGUUAUUCAAUCAAUAAUUAGGCCCAAUUUCGAAAAGAUCCAAAUUCCUCUUAAACUGGGACCCAAGCCUCUCCACUCCUCUUUGAAACCCAGCCUAAAUUCAAUUCAAUUUUGAAUUCUUUAGCCCAAGCCUCUUCAGAAUUUCUGGUCUUGGACAAACAUAAAUAAAAUUGUUUGUAAUAGAAAAAGCUAGCACACUACAAGUACCAGCAGCAGAGGAGAAUCACUGAGCCCGUAAAUACAUACCGACUAGGAUAAAAUGGCAUGUGAUUCUGCGUUUUGGUUUCGAUUUAUUUGAGUUUGUUAGAAAUGCCCCAUGGUGUGAGGUUUGGGGACUAUGCUUUCUCAAGUGAUUCAUAAGCAGUUCGUAUCAGAUCAAAUGGGAAGAUGAAAAAUGCUAGAAUACCCAUAAUUAGACCCUCCUGUUUCUCAUCAUCACAGAAACACAACCUCCCGGUCCCACCAAACCAAACUUUCCUGCCAACACAAGACUCUUUCUCUCAUCCAACUGUUACCUCUUUAUCCUCUGCUCUACAGCAAUACAUCAACUCAGAUAACCCUUCCUAUGGCCAAAAGAUACAUUCCCAUAUUCUCAAAACUGGGUUCAGACCCAACACCAAUAUCUCCAUCAAACUCCUCAUAUUGCAUUUGAAAUGUGGCUAUAUUAAAUAUGCACGCAAAGUGUUUGAUGAAUUACCUCAGACAACUCUUUCUGCUUAUAAUUAUAUGAUUGGUGGGUAUCUUAAACAUGGGUUAGUCGAAGAAUCACUUAGUUUCGUUCGUAGGUUGGUUUAUUCUGGUGAAAAGCCUGAUGGGUUUACAUUUUCUAUGAUUUUAAAGGCAUCUACUUGUGCUUGUGAAGUGCCUUUGCUGUGUAGUUUGGGAAGGCUGGUGCAUGCACAGAUACUGAAAUUUGAGGUUGAACCUGAUGAUGUUCUUUAUACAGCACUUGUUGACUCGUAUGUUAAGCAUGGGAAGGUUGGUUAUGCGAGGACUGUGUUUGAUAUGAUGUUGGAAAAGAAUGUGAUAUGUUCAACAUCUAUGAUUUCUGGUUACAUGAAUCAAGGCUCUGUGAAAGACGCUGAAGAUAUAUUCAGGAAGACAAUGGAAAAAGAUCUAGUUGUAUAUAAUGCAAUGAUUGAAGGUUACAGUAAAUCAAUUGAAUAUGCUAGGAGAUCAGUUGAGGUUUAUGUUGACAUGCAACGGUUGAACUUUCGGCCUAAUAUAUCUACAUUUGCUAGUGUUAUUGGGGCCUGCUCUGUGUUGGCAGCAUUUGAAAUUGGUCAACAAGUCCAAAGUCAACUUAUGAAGACUGAACUUUUUACUGACAUUAAAUUGGGAAGUGCUCUAGUAGACAUGUACUCUAAAUGUGGACGAAUUGAUGAUGCACGGAGAGUUUUUGACCACAUGCCUGAUAAGAAUGUGUUUUCAUGGACUUCCAUGAUUGAUGGAUAUGGGAAGAAUGGAUUUCCAGAUGAAGCACUUGAGCUUUUUAGCAAGAUGCAAAACAACAGCCACCUUGAACCCAAUAAUGUUACAUUCCUAAGUGCUCUAUCAGCAUGUGGACAUGCUGGGCUAGUUGAUAAAGGGAAGAAAAUUUUUGAGAGCAUGGAGAGAGAUUACUUGAUGAAACCAAAGAUGGAGCAUUAUGCUUGCAUGGUUGAUCUCUUAGGACGAGCAGGAAGUUUAAAGCAAGCGUGGGAUUUUGUAAGAGGGAUGCAUGAAAAGCCUAAUUCUGAUGUUUGGGCGGCUCUGCUUAGUUCAUCUAGGCUGCAUGGUGAUGUUGAGAUGGCAAGCAUAGCUGCAAAUGAACUUUUUAAGUUGAAUGCUGAUGGUCGGCCUGGGGCAUAUGUUGCACUAUCCAAUACUUUGGCAGCUGCUGGGAAAUGGGACAAUGUAAGUGAGCUUAGGGAUGUAAUGAAGGUAAAAGGAAUAUCCAAAGAUACUGGAUACAGUUGGGUUGGAACCGACAUUGCUUUCACUGGUUGCACCCUCUGCCUGCCACCCAUUGUGUCCCUUUACUCCACUUUCAACUUCUUGAUCUGCUUCUUCGCGUACAGCAAUGCCACUGCACUGAACUGCUUCCUUCAAUCCUCUCUCUCUCUCUCUCUCUCUCUCUAACUUUGUGAAGACAGUUUGAAGGUGAGAUUUGCUAACUUUGCCAAAGGUUUUUAUUUUUAAAAUUUUUUAUGGAUUUAAUCUUCUAAUCCAUUAUGGUUUGGUUAUUUUGAUGAUGAUCUCAGCCACUUCUUGUCCAAACGUUCUUGUAAGUGUGUUAGUCUACAACUCUCGAAUCCAGGUAAGGUAAUAGAUUUUCAUAGUACUCUUUGUGUGCUCCGAUAUUUUGAUUGUUUCUUCUUUUUUUUUUUUUUUAAAUUGUUUUUUAUUUAUGUAUUUUUAAAUUUGGAGGUUUUGAUUCUUGCGAAUAUUUAUGGAUGGACUAGUUUGGAUUAUAUUAAUCUUUAUGUUGUGAAUUUGACUGUAAUUGUUGGCAUUUAUGUCUGGGUAACACCAACCUACUGUGAAUUUGUUUUGACAUAUUGUACACAAGGUGUUUGAUGAAGUGAUUUAGAGGGUCUAGGUUGUGAAUUUGACUGUAAUUGUAGGCUUUUAUGUCUGGGUAACACCAACCUACUGUGAAUUUGUUUUGACGUAUUGUACACAAGGUGUUUGAUGAAGUGAUUUAGAGGGUCUAGGUUGUGACUUGCAUGGCCUUGCCCUUUAUAUUUUUGUGAGACGUGAAGCAUUUGAAGAGCUUUUGUCAUAUCCUUUGAAGAUGAAUAUCUGCUUUGGGUUCUUGGGUUAGACUGCAAGCACAAAUUCCAAUCUUGUUGUAAAGCCUUUAACUGCUGAUGCAGUUUGUUUUGUUUUUCUUUCUCUUCCACAUGACAGCCCCUAUGUUAUGGUCCGUUAUAUGACAGCCCAUUUCUUGAACCUCAUAUGUCAAGUAUGUUCUUAAUUACAAAGGCUGGACCUAGCUAAGAUAAUAGUUAAUUAUUACUGCCUUUUCUUAAUUCACAUUUAUAGUGUGAAUUAAGAUUGGCUUCGUUUAGUAAUGAUGUGCGAGAAUUAAUUUAAGUGGUCUAAGUUUUGAUGAGAAGCAGAAAUGACAUUCUCCCCUCCUCUUUCC
Quercus lobata is the source of this 3181-nucleotide messenger RNA. RefSeq names its product Tetratricopeptide repeat (TPR)-like superfamily protein. Gene Ontology annotation, molecular function: protein binding; RNA binding. The transcript has 3 exons. NCBI's taxonomy places the organism in Eukaryota, Viridiplantae, Streptophyta, Magnoliopsida, Fagales, Fagaceae. The record is from RefSeq and is a predicted model, not a curated record. Gene Ontology annotation, biological process: RNA modification. Bases 439 to 2172 code for a protein of 577 amino acids.